Nannospalax galili (Upper Galilee mountains blind mole rat) is the source of this 10014-nucleotide messenger RNA. RefSeq names its product ubiquitin specific peptidase 24 (gene Usp24). Gene Ontology annotation, biological process: protein deubiquitination. Gene Ontology annotation, cellular component: nucleus; cytosol. The transcript is spliced from 68 exons. The coding region runs from base 131 to 7987 and encodes 2618 amino acids. Gene Ontology annotation, molecular function: cysteine-type deubiquitinase activity; protein binding; cysteine-type endopeptidase activity. The record is from RefSeq and is a predicted model, not a curated record. Lineage: Eukaryota; Metazoa; Chordata; Mammalia; Rodentia; Spalacidae.
GCGCGCGGGGCAGGAGCGCAGGGGACCGCCCAGACGCGGGGCCGGCGCCGAGGUAGCGCCGCGCGGUCAGCCAGGCCCGGGAACCCCAGCUUCCCCGCCCGCCGGCCGGCGCAACCCGGAGGCCCGAGCCAUGGAAUCGGAGGAGGAGCAGCACAUGACCACGCUGCUGUGCAUGGGCUUCUCGGACCCGGCCACUAUUCGCAAGGCCCUGCGCCUGGCCAAGAACGACAUCAACGAGGCCGUGGCGCUGCUCACCAACGAGCGGCCCGGCCUAGACUACGGCGGCUACGAGCCCAUGGACAGCGGCGGCGGCCCCAGUCCCGGGCCGGGCGGCGGCCCGCGGGGCGACGGCGGCGGGGACAGCGGCGGGCCCUCCCGCGGCGGGAGCACCGGAGGCGGCGGGGGCUUCGACCCGCCGCCCGCCUACCACGAGGUGGUGGACGCUGAGAAGAAUGAUGAAAAUGGAAACUGCUCAGGAGAAGGAAUUGAAUUCCCUACAACAAAUUUAUAUGAAUUGGAAAGCCGUGUUUUGACUGAUCAUUGGUCCAUCCCAUACAAGCGAGAAGAAUCACUAGGCAAAUGUCUGUUGGCUUCUACCUACCUAGCAAGACUUGGUCUUUCCGAGUCUGAUGAGAACUGUAAAAGAUUUAUGGAGAGGUGUAUGCCUGAAGCAUUUAAAAAGCUCCUGACAUCAAGUGCUGUUCACAAGUGGGGUACUGAAAUUCAUGAAGGAAUCUAUAACAUGUUGAUGCUGCUAAUUGAACUGGUUGCAGAGAGAAUAAAACAAGAUCCAAUUCCCAUUGGACUCCUGGGAGUGCUGACAAUGGCUUUCAAUCCUGAUAAUGAAUACCACUUUAAAAACAGAAUGAAAGUAUCUCAGAGGAAUUGGGCAGAUGUGUUUGGAGAAGGAAAUAUGUUUGCUAUUUCACCUGUAUCUACUUUCCAAAAGGAGCCUCAUGGAUGGGUUGUGGACUUGGUAAAUAAGUUUGGAGAAUUAGGUGGAUUUGCAGCAAUCCAAGCCAAACUCCAUUCAGAAGAUAUAGAACUUGGGGCGGUGUCCGCCCUGGUGCAGCCCUUAGGCGUGUGUGCAGAGUACCUGAAUUCCUCCGUGGUACAGCCCAUGCUAGACCCUGUCAUCCUAACUACAAUCCAGGAUGUACGGAGUGUAGAGGAGAAAGACCUCAAAGACAAGAGAUUGGUUAGCAUCCCUGAGCUCUUGUCUGCCAUUAAGUUACUUUGCAUGCGCUUCCAACCGGAUCUGGUGACAGUUGUGGAUGAUCUUCGCCUUGAUAUCCUGUUGCGAAUGCUAAAAUCACCACAUUUUAGUGCUAAAAUGAAUUCCCUCAAAGAAGUCACCAAACUAAUAGAAGAUAGCACCUUAUCCAAAUCUGUGAAGAAUGCUAUAGAUACAGACAGAUUACUAGAUUGGCUAGUUGAAAACUCAGUUCUGUCGAUUGCACUAGAAGGCAACAUAGAUCAAGCACAAUACUGUGAUCGCAUAAAGGGAAUUAUUGAACUCCUGGGCAGUAAAUUAUCUUUAGAUGAGCUCACUAAAAUUUGGAAGAUACAAUCAGGACAGUCAUCCACGGUAAUUGAGAACAUUCACACUAUUAUUGCUGCAGCAGCUGUGAAAUUUAAUUCAGAUCAGCUUAAUCAUUUGUUUGUUCUCAUUCAGAAGAGCUGGGAGACCGAGAGUGACAGAGUAAGACAGAAGCUAUUGAGUCUGAUUGGACGAAUAGGCCGGGAAGCUCGAUUUGAGACCACAUCUGGAAAGGUGUUAGACGUACUCUGGGAACUGGCUCAUCUUCCAACCUUGCCCAGUAGCCUUAUUCAGCAAGCCUUGGAGGAGCACCUGACAAUUCUUAGUGAUGCCUAUGCAGUGAAGGAAGCAGUCAAGAGGAGCUACAUCAUUAAGUGCAUAGAAGACAUUAAAAGGCCUGGAGAAUGGUCAGGUUUGGAAAAAAACAAGAAAGAUGGAUUCAAGUCUUCCCAGCUUAAUAAUCCCCAGUUUGUAUGGGUGGUUCCAGCUUUGCGUCAGCUCCAUGAAAUCACCCGCUCAUUCAUAAAACAAACCUAUCAAAAACAAGACAAGAGCAUUAUUCAAGACCUGAAGAAAAAUUUUGAAAUAGUCAAGUUGGUAACGGGAAGUUUAAUAGCUUGUCAUCGUCUUGCAGCAACUGUGGCUGGGCCUGGAGGCUUAACUGGUUUGACACUAGUAGAUGGCCGAUACACUUACCGGGAGUAUUUAGAGGCACAUCUGAAAUUUCUGGCAUUUUUCUUACAAGAGGCUACACUGUAUCUAGGUUGGAACAGAGCCAAGGAAAUCUGGGAGUGCCUUGUGACUGGCCAGGAUGUUUGUGAAUUGGAUCGAGAGAUGUGUUUUGAGUGGUUCACAAAAGGGCAGCACGACCUGGAAAGUGACGUGCAGCAGCAGCUCUUCAAAGAGAAGAUUCUAAAAUUGGAGUCCUAUGAAAUCACUAUGAAUGGGUUUAACUUAUUCAAGACCUUUUUUGAAAAUGUGAAUCUCUGUGAUCAUCGAUUAAAAAGACAAGGAGCUCAAUUGUAUGUAGAAAAGCUGGAAUUGAUAGGAAUGGAUUUCAUUUGGAAAAUAGCCAUGGAAUCACCAGAUGAAGAGAUUGCUAAUGAAGCUAUUCAAUUAAUCAUUAACUAUAGUUACAUUAAUCUAAAUCCUAGGUUAAAAAAGGAUUCAGUGUCUUUACAUAAGAAAUUCAUUGCUGAUUGCUACACAAGACUAGAAGCAGCCAGUUCAGCACUUGGUGGCCCCACUCUAACACAUGCUGUGACCCGAGCAACAAAAAUGCUCACUGCAACUGCCAUGCCAACUGUAGCAACAUCAGUUCAGUCUCCAUAUAGAUCAACAAAACUUGUGAUAAUUGAGAGAUUGCUUCUUCUGGCAGAACGCUAUGUGAUCACGAUAGAGGAUUUUUACUCUGUUCCACGAACUAUUCUACCUCAUGGUGCCUCAUUUCAUGGACAUCUUUUAACUCUUAAUGUUACCUAUGAGUCUACCAAAGAUACCUUCACUGUAGAGGCCCACAGUAAUGAAACCAUAGGCAGUGUCCGGUGGAAGAUAGCCAAGCAGUUGUGCUCUCCUGUGGACAAUAUACAGAUAUUUACAAACGAUAGUCUGCUGACCGUGAAUAAAGAUCAAAAGCUCCUCCACCAGCUGGGCUUUUCUGAUGAACAAGUCCUUACAGUGAAGACGUCGGGCAGUGGGACCCCCUCUGGGAGCUCUGCAGAUUCCUCAACCAGCUCCAGCAGCAGCAGCAGUGGAGUUUUCAGUUCAUCAUAUGCCAUGGAGCAGGAGAAGUCUCUGCCUGGUGUAGUAAUGGCUCUUGUGUGUAAUGUGUUUGAUAUGCUGUAUCAGCUUGCCAACCUAGAGGAGCCAAGGAUAACUCUACGAGUACGAAAACUUCUGCUCUUAAUACCAACUGAUCCGGCCAUUCAGGAAGCCCUUGAUCAGCUUGAUUCUUUAGGCAGAAAGAAAACAUUGCUCUCUGAAACAAGUUCUCAGUCUUCAAAGUCUCCAUCCCUUUCUUCAAAGCAGCAACAUCAGCCAAGCGCCAGUUCAAUCUUAGAAAGUCUGUUUCGAUCUUUUGCUCCAGGAAUGUCAACCUUCAGAGUGCUCUACAACUUGGAAGUUCUAAGCUCCAAACUCAUGCCAACAGCGGAUGACGAUAUGGCAAGAAGCUGUGCAAAAUCCUUCUGUGAAAACUUCCUGAAAGCAGGAGGUUUGAGUUUGGUUGUAAAUGUCAUGCAGAGGGACUCCAUCCCAUCGGAAGUAGACUAUGAGACCAGGCAGGGUGUUUACUCCAUCUGUCUACAGCUUGCAAGGUUUUUACUCGUUGGACAGACGAUGCCAACAUCAUUAGAUGAAGACCUCACCAAAGAUGGCAUAGAAGCACUUUCUUCUCGUCCAUUCCGAAAUGUCAGCCGGCAGACAAGCAGACAGAUGUCCCUGUGUGCUACCCCAGAAAAAUCAUCCUACAGGCAGUUGUCAGUAUCAGAUAGGUCUUCCAUCAGGGUUGAGGAAAUCAUCCCUGCUGCUCGAGUUGCAAUACAAACUAUGGAAGUAAGUGACUUCACUUCUACUGUGGCUUGUUUCAUGAGAUUGUCAUGGGCUGCGGCUGCAGGACGGCUGGACCUUGUUGGCAGUAGUCAGCCAAUUAAAGAAAGUAAUUCCCUGUUUCCUGCUGGAAUUCGAAACAGACUCAGCAGUUCAGGAAGCAAUUGCAGCUCUGGAAGUGAAGGAGAACCAGUGGCCCUGCAUGCUGGAAUCUGUGUCCGACAGCAAUCUGUAUCCACCAAAGACUCCUUGAUUGCUGGAGAGGCUUUGUCUCUUCUUGUUACCUGCCUGCAGCUCCGGAGCCAGCAGCUAGCAUCUUUCUAUAGCUUGCCAUGUGUUGCUGAUUUUAUCAUCGAUAUUCUGCUUGGAUCACCUAGUGCUGAGAUCCGCCGGGUUGCCUGUGAUCAGCUGUACACUCUUAGUCAAACAGACACGUCAGCUCAUCCAGAAGUGCAGAAGCCAAAUCAGUUUCUCUUAGGUGUCAUUCUCACAGCUCAGCUGCCUCUCUGGUCCCCAACCAGUAUCAUGAGAGGAAUCAAUCAAAGACUGCUAUCUCAGUGUAUGGAGUAUUUUGAUUUGAGGUGCCAAUUAUUAGAUGAUCUGACAACUUCAGAAAUGGAGCAGUUACGAAUCAGCCCAGCCACCAUGCUUGAAGAUGAGAUUACAUGGCUGGAUAACUUUGAACCUAAUCGUACUGCAGAAUGUGAGACCAGUGAAGCAGACAACAUCCUAUUGGCAGGACAUUUGCGGCUCAUUAAGACCCUGCUUUCGCUCUGUGGGGCAGAAAAGGAAAUGCUUGGUUCAUCACUCAUUAAACCAUUGUUAGAUGACUUCCUUUUCCGAGCUUCUAGAAUUAUUUUAAAUAGUCAUUCUCCAGCUGGCAGUGCCGCCAUCAGUCAACAGGAUUUUCAUCCAAAGUGUAGUACAGUGAAUAGCCGAUUAGCAGCCUAUGAAGUCCUUGUCAUGCUAGCUGACAGUUCACCCUCAAAUCUUCAAAUCAUUACAAAAGAACUACUUUCUAUGCAUCAUCAGCCUGACCCUGCUCUUACUAAGGAGUUUGAUUUCCUUCCCCCAGUGGACAGCAGAUCCAGUUCAGGGUUUGUGGGGCUGAGGAAUGGUGGCGCUACUUGUUACAUGAAUGCAGUCUUCCAGCAGCUGUAUAUGCAACCAGGGCUCCCUGAGUCACUACUUUCAGUGGAUGAUGACACAGACAAUCCAGAUGAUAGUGUAUUUUACCAAGUACAGUCUCUCUUUGGGCAUUUGAUGGAAAGCAAGCUGCAGUAUUAUGUGCCUGAGAACUUCUGGAAGAUCUUCAAGAUGUGGAACAAAGAGCUCUAUGUGAGAGAACAGCAGGAUGCCUAUGAAUUCUUUACUAGUCUCAUUGAUCAGAUGGAUGAAUAUCUCAAGAAAAUGGGGAGAGACCAGAUCUUUAAGAAUACUUUUCAGGGCAUCUAUUCUGAUCAGAAGAUCUGUAAAGACUGUCCUCACAGAUACGAGCGUGAGGAAGCUUUCAUGGCUCUCAAUCUAGGAGUUACUUCUUGUCAGAGUUUGGAAAUUUCCUUGGACCAGUUUGUUAGAGGAGAAGUUCUAGAAGGAAGUAAUGCAUACUACUGUGAAAAAUGUAAAGAAAAGAGAAUAACAGUGAAAAGGACCUGCAUUAAGUCUUUACCUAGUGUCUUGGUAAUUCACCUGAUGAGAUUUGGCUUUGACUGGGAGAGUGGACGAUCCAUUAAAUAUGACGAACAAAUAAGGUUUCCGUGGAUGCUAAAUAUGGAGCCUUAUACAGUCUCAGGAAUGGCACGCCAGGAUUCAUCUUCUGAAGUUGGUGAAAAUGGGAGAAGUAUGGAUCAAGGAGGUGGGGGAUCCCCACGGAAAAAAGUUGCCCUCACAGAAAACUACGAGCUUGUUGGCGUCAUUGUGCACAGCGGGCAGGCUCAUGCAGGCCAUUAUUAUUCCUUCAUUAAGGAUAGGCGGGGGUGUGGGAAAGGAAAGUGGUAUAAAUUUAAUGACACAGUUAUAGAAGAAUUUGACCUAAAUGACGAAACUUUGGAGUAUGAAUGCUUUGGAGGAGAAUAUAGACCAAAAGUUUAUGAUCAGACAAACCCCUACACCGAUGUGCGUCGAAGAUACUGGAAUGCCUACAUGCUCUUCUACCAAAGGGUAUCUGAUCAAAACUCCCCAGUGUUGCCAAAGAAAAGCCGAGUCAGCGUUGUAAGACAGGAAGCUGAGGAUCUCUCUCUGUCAGCUCCAUCUUCACCUGAAAUUUCACCUCAGUCAUCUCCUCGGCCCCAUAGGCCUAACAAUGACCGGCUCUCUAUUCUAACCAAACUUGUUAAAAAAGGUGAGAAGAAAGGACUGUUUGUGGAGAAAAUGCCUGCUCGGAUAUACCAGAUGGUGAGAGAUGAAAACCUCAAAUUCAUGAAGAAUAGAGACGUGUACAGUAGUGAUUAUUUCAGUUUUGUUUUGUCUUUAGCUUCAUUGAAUGCUACUAAACUAAAGCACCCCUAUUACCCUUGUAUGGCAAAGGUGAGCUUGCAGCUUGCCAUUCAGUUCCUUUUCCAAACUUACCUACGGACAAAGAAAAAACUCAGGGUCGAUACUGAAGAAUGGAUUGCUACUAUUGAAGCAUUACUUUCAAAAAGUUUUGAUGCUUGUCAGUGGCUUGUUGAAUACUUCAUUAGUUCUGAAGGGCGAGAGUUGAUAAAGAUUUUCUUGUUGGAGUGCAGUGUGAGAGAAGUACGAGUCGCUAUGGCCACCAUUCUGGAGAAGACCUUAGACAGUGCCUUGUUUUAUCAGGAUAAGUUAAAAAGCCUUCAUCAUUUACUGGAAGUACUACUUGCUCUUUUGGAUAAAGAUGUCCCAGAAAAUUGUAAAAACUGUGCUCAGUACUUUUUCCUGUUCAACACUUUUGUGCAAAAGCAAGGUAUCAGGGCUGGAGAUCUUCUUCUGAGACACUCGGCACUGCGACACAUGAUCAGCUUCCUCCUGGGCGUCAAUCGACAGAAUCAUCAGAUACGCCGAUGGAGUUCAGCACAAGCACGGGAAUUUGGGAAUCUCCACAAUACUGUUGCAUUACUGAUCUUGCAUUCAGACGUCUCUUCUCAGAGGAAUGUUGCUCCUGGCAUAUUUAAACAACGGCCACCUAUCAGUGUUGCUCCCUCCAGCCCUCUGCUGCCCCUCCAUGAGGAAGUAGAAGCCUUGUUGUUCUUGUCUGAAGGGAAACCGUACCUGUUAGAGGUCAUGUUUGCUCUGCGAGAGCUGACAGGCUCACUCCUGGCACUCAUUGAGAUGGUGGUGUACUGCUGCUUCUGUAAUGAGCAUUUUUCCUUCACGAUGCUGCAUUUCAUUAAGAAUCAGUUAGAAACUGCUCCACCCCAUGAGUUAAAGAAUACAUUCCAGUUGCUUCAUGAGAUAUUGGUCACUGAAGAUCCCAUACAAGUAGAACGAGUCAAAUUUGUAUUUGAAACCGAAAACGGAUUACUAGCUUUGAUGCACCACAGUAAUCAUGUGGACAGCAGUCGAUGCUACCAGUGUGUCAAAUUUCUUGUCACUCUUGCUCAAAAAUGUCCUGCUGCUAAAGAAUACUUCAAGGAGAAUUCCCACCACUGGAGUUGGGCCGUGCAGUGGUUACAAAAGAAGAUGUCAGAGCACUAUUGGACACCACAGAGCAAUGUCUCUAAUGAAACCUCAACUGGAAAAACCUUUCAGCGAACCAUCUCAGCUCAGGACACAUUAGCAUAUGCCACAGCUUUGUUGAAUGAAAAAGAGCAGUCGGGAAGCAGCAAUGGGUCAGAGAGCAGUCCUGCCAAUGAGAAUGGAGAGAGGCAUUUACAACAGGGUUCAGAAUCUCCCAUGAUGAUUGGUGAAUUAAGAAGUGACCUUGACGAUGUCGAUCCUUAGAGCAGUGUGCCCAGCAACUGGCCAGAUAGGAUGUUCUAAUGCACCAUUUAGAAACCAGAAUCUCAUCCCUGAAGCCCUUCAAAGAGCCUGGAAAUGGAGUCAGGAGAAUGUGUGACUGAGGACCAUGUGUUCUAAAGGAAAGCCUUCUCAGGCUUCUAGAAGGUUGGGAUCUGCUUGUUUGUGGGAGAGUUCCAGCGUGGGAACCAGCUGACCCACAGGCACAGUCGUAGUGUGGAUUGAAACUCCAUGGAGAUUUUAGGAAAUGAAGCUGGUGACAGACUUCUGAUACAUGAACAUAGAGUAAGGAUAAAGGGAUAAAGCUGUGGCUUUCUCUAUGAUGUGACAAAAAAAAAAUCCUUUGGUUUUUAUAUCAAAAAAAGAAAAGCAAGCUGCCUUUAGGUAUGUGAGGGCAAAUUUUUACUCUUGCAGUAACAUUAAGUAGGAAUAUCCAAUUUAAAAUGAUGUAAAGAUAUGUGGUAAAAAUUCCUUUUCAUUGUAAAAUAGUUAAAUUCAGUUUACAUAGACCUUUGUAUUUAAUAUGUCUCCCUCUUUGUACAGAAUUUCUGAUCUGCCUGGUUGAGAGCUCUGGACAUAAUCUUGGAUCUUGAUGAUAUGUUACCAGUAUCAAAAAUUGUGAAAUUAUUAAGUUCUUUAAGGUAUUUUCUGAUACAAGAUUGAAAAGAGCAAUAAAAAAAAAAGCUAUGUUCUCUAACAUAUAGGUGCAUUCUUUGACAUCAGUCACUGAACUUACAGGUUGUUCCCAAAAUAAAAUUUUAAAACAACAUAAUUGAAAGCACUUUAAGAUAUAAUUUUAUUGAAUUUGACUUCUUAAAUUAUCUUUUUAAUGCUUGGAGACAUAUUGAAUAAACUGUAGUCUUGUCACGUGAUCUGCAACGAUUGCUCUUCCUUAAACGUAAUUCCUGUGGCCCUUCUAAUGAUUGUAUAUUGAGUUAAACAUCUAGGCUGGGAGACACUGCUUUGUGAGACUUAGAAUUUAAGUACAGAGGAAGAAUUCAAGAAUUCAUUUCUCCUCAACAUGACUAACACUGAAAAGGUAAAGGUUUAAGACUUUCCUCAGAAAUAACUAGAAAACAGUUGGACACCCAUCCAUUUAGUUGUAUUUCCCAGCAUGAUGUCACUCGUUUCAGGUUGGGUUACGUGGGUAUUUCCUGUAUUUUGUACACUUCGAAUUUUGAAUUGCUCACAGUUUCAGCCCUGUUCCACUCUGAGUUACAUGUUCUGCCUAUUUUCUACUUGCUGUGCGCAGGACCCGGGGAGCCUUCGGAAGUGCCAGGUUGCCACUGUCAGCUCAGAAUACUAAGUCAGAUAGGCAGUGCCUUUUGGUUGCUUUUGGAUUCAUGGGGACACAUUCGAGGCAGACAGCAUUCUCUGCUGUGUGCUUUCAGUGAGCCUCAUUUCACUGUUCAGCUGUGGGAAUUCCUGUGCAGUCAGCUUCAGUGCAUCACUCUGUGUGUGGCCUACCACAGCCAGUGCCAGCUUUGGUCAGACACAUGAAGUCGGAAGGGCCAGUGUUUGAGAGCAGAACUGUGUGCUUGGGGAAACAGACAGAGGCAAGUGGUGAAUUUGGUAUGGUUCUGGUGUUCUCACAGUUCGAUGUGAGGGUGUAGAAUUGAUUUUGAAUACCUGUGUCGUACUGUUUCCCUUCCCAGCUCACCGUCUCUCCACACUCGUCCUUGCAGAAGGAUUGUGUGGGACACGCAUUGAAAUGCCAGCGAUGAUACGUGGUGGGACAUCAUCGCUGGCAACUGCACUCAGGAGCCCAAAUUCAGGAGUGAAAUUGCCACUUCUAGUCAGCUCCCUUAUUUCCUAUGGAAACGACUCGCCUUCUACCCCGCACCUGCUGUCCUCAUGUAAAGCUGCACCAGAAUCGUCCUCACUCUUCACUUUGGUCCAUCUUGCUACCUUGUUGCUGUCAUGGGCAUCCUUUCUACUUUGCCAGUAACCACUUGAUUUCCAACAGCUGCAGUCCACGAACCUGCUGAGGACUUUUUUUUUUUUUUUUUUUU